This is a messenger RNA of Apodemus sylvaticus (European woodmouse), 2744 nucleotides long. It is a transcript of the gene Pygo2, whose product is annotated as pygopus family PHD finger 2. Lineage: Eukaryota; Metazoa; Chordata; Mammalia; Rodentia; Muridae. Bases 224 to 1441 code for a protein of 405 amino acids. Gene Ontology annotation, biological process: spermatid nucleus differentiation; kidney development. The record is from RefSeq and is a predicted model, not a curated record. The transcript is spliced from 3 exons.
UGGCGACCCAUUGGAGUUCCGGUUCCGGUUGCUGCGGCUGCGGGCGGGCGGUGAGUCUGGAGCAGGCGCGCAGUUGGUGCUCCGGCUCUGUGCUUUCCCCUUCGGCGUGACUAGGGCUUGCUGAUGCUCGCGGGGGCUGCGCUGCCCCUGACUCCCCUCCGGGCGAUGGUGCGGCCUCAGGACGCCUCCAUCCCCCGCCGACGCUGACUCAGGUCCCCAAUCCAUGGCCGCCUCGGCGCCGCCCCCACCGGACAAGCUGGAGGGAGGCAGCGGCCCCGCACCGCCCCCCGCACCGCCCAGCACCGGGAGGAAGCAGGGCAAGGCUGGUCUGCAAAUGAAGAGCCCUGAAAAGAAACGAAGAAAGUCCAAUACUCAGGGUCCUGCAUACUCACAUCUGACGGAGUUUGCCCCACCUCCGACCCCCAUGGUGGAUCAUCUGGUCGCUUCUAACCCAUUUGAGGAUGACUUUGGGGCCCCUAAGGUCGGGGGCGCAGGCCCUCCAUUCCUCGGCAGUCCUGUGCCCUUUGGAGGCUUUCGCGUACAAGGGGGCAUGGCGGGCCAGGUACCCCCAGGCUAUGGCACUGGAGGAGGAGGGGGUCCCCAGCCACUUCGUCGCCAGCCUCCUCCCUUUCCUCCCAACCCUAUGGGCCCAGCUUUUAACAUGCCUCCUCAGGGCCCUGGCUAUCCGCCCCCAGGCAACAUGAACUUUCCCAGUCAACCCUUCAACCAGUCUCUGGGACAAAACUUUAGCCCACCUGGUGGGCAGAUGAUGCCAGGUCCAGUGGGGGGAUUUGGUCCCAUGAUCUCACCCACCAUGGGGCAGCCUCCUAGAGGGGAGCUGGGUCCUCCUCCUCUCCCCCAGCGCUUUACCCAACCAGGAGCACCUUUUGGUCCUUCUCUUCAGAGACCUGGUCAGGGACUGCCCAGCCUGCCUCCCAACACAAGUCCCUUCCCUGGUCCAGACCCUGGAUUUCCUGGCCCUGGUGGUGAGGAUGGCGGGAAGCCCUUGAACCCUCCUGCCCCCACUGCUUUUCCCCAGGAACCCCACUCGGGCUCCCCCGCUGCUGCUGUUAAUGGGAAUCAGCCCAGUUUCCCCCCUAGCAGCAGCGGUCGAGGUGGGGGCACUCCAGAUGCCAACAGUCUGGCACCCCCCAGCAAGGCAGGCGGAGGCUCAGGGCCCCAGCCUCCCCCAGGCCUGGUGUACCCUUGCGGUGCCUGUCGGAGUGAAGUCAACGAUGACCAGGACGCCAUCUUGUGUGAGGCCUCCUGCCAGAAGUGGUUUCACCGCGAAUGCACCGGCAUGACCGAGAGCGCCUACGGCCUGCUGACCACCGAGGCCUCUGCCGUCUGGGCCUGUGAUCUCUGCCUCAAGACCAAGGAGAUCCAGUCUGUCUACAUCCGAGAGGGCAUGGGCCAGUUGGUGGCUGCUAACGAUGGGUGACUCUAGUGCCACGGCCUGAGGAAGUGCACCUUUUCCAACGCGCUCCUGCAGAGCGGCUCUUGCUCCAUGUCUUCCACUGGUGUCCCCUCCCUGUGGAGCGGAAACAUGGUUCCUGGAAGCAGAAAAGGAACUGAGGCGGGCAGGCGCAGAAGCCUGGGUUGCUUUCGUUCUUGUUGUUGUCGUCAUUUUUGUUUGUUUUUUCUGGGAACUUGUGCACUGAGUACCUUCAGAGAUCCAGGAAACUAAAGCCGUGCUGAGCAGAGCCAUUCGUAGAGUCGAACUGGAGGCUGCAAGAGAAAGGGGCCUGGAGGGAGUUUCAGAGGGCAAGGUGUCCUGUGUGCAGAUGACAGGUGACCCCAACACUCGUGCCUACAAUACCUGUGUAGCCCCACAGCUGCUACCGGAGCUCUUGGGGUCACAUGCUCAAGGUUUCUUCGCUCCCUGAGAUUAGAACCCCAUUCCUCGGGUUCUGGAAAAAAAUGGGGAUUUCUCUCUCUUUCUCUGUGUCCCUUCGUCCUUUUUUCCCCCUGGACCUGACUUACUCCAUUCUCCUUGGGGCACCAAAUACCUUGAGGAAACAGAGUUCCUAAGUAGGGCAGCUGUCUGUCCGGGGCUUCAAGACUGUAGGUAAGAGAUGCUGAGAAGACAUCUUCCUCAUACCAAAGUCACUGAUCCUCUCUCAGCUUCUCUUGUAAUUUUUCUCUCAGUGACCAUGUUUUGCCAAAAAUUGGGAUAUGUGGUCUGAGUGACCAGAGUGUUUGAAGUUGGGGCUCCCCUGGAAGUCUGGACUGCAUACCCCCUUCCCUGCCUGUCUGGGGAACGGUGGGACAGUGCUAUUCUUCAGCUCCUGGUGCUCUCGCAUCCUGUCUCCGGGAGACAUUUGGGAAGGCACGACGCCCUUAUACCUCAUUCCUCCCUGAUGAGAGGAUCCAAGGGAGGCCCUGCUGUGGCUUUGGGGACAUGGGGCAGGGCAGCAGAACUCUCGAAGCCAUGGUACUGUGAGCUGAAAGAAGCUGGCUCUCUGUGAACCCUUUUUGUCCUGCGAUGUCAUCGUGGGCUGGUGAUCCAGCAGCUGGGCUUGGUUUAUUUUUGUUUCUGUAGCCAGUGAUGGGGUUGGGGCUUGAUCAGGAGCCUCUCUUUCCAGCUAGCCCAAAUGUCCAUUCCUCAAACGGCUGGCGAAGACAGGCUUGGGUGUGACCCUGCGGAGAGUUGGAGGUGCCCAGCUUGGCCAUGAAGGCUGCCUUCUGAGAUUUCACGCAGAGCUGGCAGCCUUUGAAGCUGAGGAGGGGGGGUGGACCCGCUU